Messenger RNA from Astrephomene gubernaculifera, 1617 nucleotides. The record is from the annotation of a GenBank genome assembly. Lineage: Eukaryota; Viridiplantae; Chlorophyta; Chlorophyceae; Chlamydomonadales; Astrephomenaceae.
AUUCCGGAGCACCGCUUCAGGAAGUUCAACCGGCUGCUUCAGGAGCCAGUGGUGGGUGUGGCCAGUGGUGGUAUUCGCUGGUGCCGGUGAAAGCAGGGGUUGUUGGGUGGAGGAAAGGGUGCAAGAAGGGCAGUACCCGGAGGCCGACAUGACAUACAGGCGCCUGCAGGAGCCAGUGGUGGACCUGGAUGCGCUGCGGGAGCUGUCCUGGAGCGGGGUGCCGCUGUCGCUGCGGCCGCAGGUGUGGCGACUGCUGUGCGGCUACCUGCCGCCCGCUAGGAGCCGGCAGCCCCAGACGCUGGCCCGGCGGCGGCGGGAGUACGCGGACAUGGUGCCCGAGUAUUACGACAUCCCGCAUGAGGAGCGCAGCGAGGACGAGGUGGCGGCGUACCGCCAGGUUGCCGUGGACGUGCCACGCACUGCUCCCGGGGUGCCCUUCUUCCAUGAGCCGGUCAUUCAGGAGUCGCUGCAGCGGGUGCUGUACAUUUGGGGCAUACGCCACCCCGCCAGCGGCUACGUGCAGGGCAUGAACGACCUGGUCACCCCCUUCCUGGCGGUGUUCCUGUCGGAGCACCUGCCGGGGCCCAUGGAGGGGUGGCGGGCGGAGGCGCUAAACCAGUCCAUCAUGCUGGCAGUGGAGGCGGACUGCUACUGGUGCCUGUGCAAGCUGGUGGAGGAGAUCCAGGACCACUACACGUACGCGCAGCCCGGCAUCCAACGAGCCGUGUUUCGGAUCAAAGAACUCGUGAGGCGCUGCGAGACCGAGGUGUCUGAGCACCUGGAGUCCGAGGCGGUGGACUUCAUCCAGUUCGCGCUGCGCUGGGUGAACUGCCUGCUGGUGCGCGAGCUGCCGUUCUGCCUGGCCAUCCGGCUGUGGGACACGUACCUGGCGGAGGGAACGGGGUUCAGCGAGUUCCUGAUCUACCUGUCCACCGCCUUCCUGCUGAGUUGGAAGGAGCGGCUGACGCGGCUGGAGUUCCAGGAGCUGAUUCUGUUUCUGCAGCGCCUGCCCACCGCCGACUGGAGCGAGGCGCAGCUGGAGCGGGUGCUGUCGGAGGCCUUCGUCCUGCGCAGCAGCUACAGCGACGCGCAGAGCCACCUGCGGGCGGGGUGAUGAUGAAGUAGGAGAGCAGGGGCGGAGAGAAAGAAAGGGAUGGACCACAUGACAUAUAGGCUUCGCCAUGGGUUGCAACAUGGUGGCGGUGGUGGUGGCACGGUUUUCUUUAAGUGGGGGAUGGAAGGCGGAUAAACAGAUGUGGGAUGGAGAAGAGAAAUGGGCAUGUAGGGCGCAGGAGGUUCGCGCAGGGGGCUGAUGCCAUUGACGGGGGAGGCGUUGGUUGCAUGAGUGCAAGGGAACGCUUUCUUGGAGGACUCGCGGCUGUGGUGUCAGGGCUGAGUGGGUACUAAGAAAGCGUGUUCGGAGAUACGGUAUCCUACUAGCAUUGCAGUUCCCUUGAUGCGGAUGAAUCAGUAACUUGGCCAGCAUCCGCUCCGCUUGACUAGAUGACGGUCAAGUGCAAUAGCCGCCUGGUGCUACCGUAUCCAAACGGCUUACCCUUGCAUUGCUUCUGGAAAAGCUGUCGUGCGCACCCGAUGGGCUACUUGUUUGUAGAGCAC